AUGCCCAGGAAACUUUUUGCAUGACCGAACAAUGAGAAGCCGGUCAUGAUGUUUAGGGCUACUUUGAGCAAAGAGAUCCGUCCAGUCUGCCACUAGUUCAUGCAAGAUUCAAUGGAGAUCUUUAUGGAUAAUGAGAUGAAGUUGAUGCUGCAUGGGCUGCAGCAGUACUACAUGAAACUGAAGGACAACCAGAAGAACUGGAAGCUCUUUGACCUUCUAAAUGUCCUUGAGUUCAACCAGCUGAGGAUCUUUGUGAAGUCUGUGCAGCAGCACAUUGCCUUGGCCCAGCUACUGGUGGAGCAGAACUUCCCAGCCAUUGCCAUCCACCUGGUGAAUUCUUGUGGCUACCAACCUACUUGGCCGAGGAAUGGACAUUGAGCGGGUGAACAUGGCUUUUAAUUAUGACAUGCCUGAGGAUUCUGACAGCUACCUGCAUUGGGUGGCCAGAGCCGGCUGGUUUGGCACCAAGGGCUGGGCUAUCAAAUUUGUGUCCGAUGAGAAUGAUGCCAAGAUUCUCAAUGACAUGCAGGCUCACUUUGAGGUCAAUUGUAGUGAGUUGACUGAUGAGAGAGACAUCUCCUCCUACUUUGAAGGACAUGGUAGAGGACUCCCCCACUGCAAAAUGUGACCAUCUGUCCUUCAGGAAAGGACACAUCAGGGUAGGGGUGAAGGAGACACCAGUGGCCCCACCCCUGACAGCUCUCACCCCAUGGCUUCCUUCUUUUGCCUCAUCACCACUCCUGAACCCCCAUUUCUGAUUUGUCAGACUGUUUUUUAACAAAA
This is a messenger RNA of Rhinopithecus roxellana (golden snub-nosed monkey), 783 nucleotides long. Its product is annotated as spliceosome RNA helicase DDX39B-like. The coding region runs from base 100 to 378 and encodes 92 amino acids. The record is from RefSeq and is a predicted model, not a curated record. Lineage: Eukaryota; Metazoa; Chordata; Mammalia; Primates; Cercopithecidae. The transcript has 2 exons.